AUGUACGCAUCGCUCACCCCGCCCACCCCACCUCACCUCUGCGAGCCGUCGUCUUUUUUCAGUCUCCUUUCGCAAGUUCUUUCAGUUUUGUCAGCGUCGGUUGCUCCGGGCUGUGAGGAAGAGUUUCUUUCUCACCCCAUUUUGCCGCAUCUCCUGCUAUACUUCUUCCAAUUUCAGGCAUUGGCCUUGACAGUUAUUUGCAGGCAUUGCCUCUGGGAGACGUUGUUUCUCUUUGUGGCGUUUCUUCGCCAUCUUUUGCUGCCCAUCAGGCCGCUGUCGCCUGUAUUUCAUUUUGGUGUUUUUUUUCUGUUGUUUCUCGGCUUUGCUUCCUGCACAUACACACACACAAUGGGGUGCGUCACGGCCCGCGCGGCCCGUGAUGUGAUGGCCAACAGCAAGAAGAGCGGCAAGCUCUCGAGAGAGGAAUCCGUGCAGGCCGCCGCAGAGAAGAAGCCCAGUGAGGCAGAAGUGGACUACGUUGCGCAGUUUGUGGCCGGUUACACGACCGACUACCCGCAGAAAGGAUCGGUCACCGUGUAUGAGGACUACCGCGGCUUUGAAACCUCCACGACAAAUCACGUUUCGAAGAACAAGGCGGAUAAACUCUGCAAAUGGAGCGACCAAGCCCUGGAAGACCGCCUGAACCUAAAUAACGACGUCUUUUUCAAUCCACAGAAUCCCUUCUCGUGGCCGAAGGAAGUCAUCACGAACCAUCUCACCUCGCCUUCCUUCGCCGAUAGAAAUACAGUUCAAGAGAUGACGCGCAAGUGA
Molecule: messenger RNA, 771 nt
Organism: Leishmania major strain Friedlin
Lineage: Eukaryota; Euglenozoa; Kinetoplastea; Trypanosomatida; Trypanosomatidae
Exons: 1
Coding region: 1-771 (256 amino acids)
Source: RefSeq, a predicted model, not a curated record